AUGCAGGAAGCGGCGUCGCUGGCGGAGUACCGCAAGGGCGGCACCGCCGCGGAGGAUAACGUGCGCCGCGACGUCGCGGCGUCAGAGGCGACGAAUGGGCUGCAGGCGACGCAGCCGAGCGAGGACGAGCUGCUGCACGAGGUGCUGGCGAUGAACACGCUCGCGAUGCAGCGGUGCAACGCCGAGGCGCUGGAGGACGCCUCCACGAUUCUUAGCGACGCGUACAUGAAGCUGCACAACCUCGCGUCGCCCGGCGGCGACACGCGGCUCAUGGACACGCUGCGCUCCACCACGCUCAACAACCUCGGCGUUGUGGAGUGCCACCGCGGGCAGCACCGGCAGGCACUCAGCCACUUUGAGGCCGCGCGGCAGUUGGAGGAGCGGUGGGGGUCGGCCUCGCCCUCCGUCGCGCUGAACACCUGCGCCGCAUACAACGCCCUGGGAAUGUACGACAAGGCAACGGCCGCCGCGGUGGAGACCAUCGACAUGCUGCGCACGUUGAAGCUGCAGGAGGAAAGUGGCAACGCGGCGACGCUGCCGGGGGACGACGGUGGGAGCCGCUCGCUGCAGGGCACCGGGAUUGCGGUCGCCACGUCGGAGAACAAGGUGCUUUGGGGCGCCGCCUGGCACAACCUGGCGGUGGCGCAGAUCAACACGGCGAGGUACACCAAGGACCCCGCGGAGCACAGCAAUGCCGCGGUCCUGUUUCAGAACGCAAUGCGAGCAACGCAAGAGCUGCUUGGCCGCGACCACCCCAUGACCAAAAGCGUGACGGAGACCUACCGCACGGUGCGGGACGUGCUGCGCUCCUACGGGGUCUACAAGCAGCACCACACGAUGCUCACCGUCCCGCCGCGGCCGGUUGACCCCCGCGACGAGGAGGACGACAUGGAGCGAUACCUGCAGCAGUGCGGCGGCAAGUCGCGGCGACGGGCCAAGGAGAAGUUCCAUCGCGACCUCACCAUCACCUUCUGCGGCGAGGCCACGCAUGGGGCGAAGCUGACGGAGCGCCUCGACCCCACGCCGUACCCCGGCGCCGUGGAUGUAGCCUUUCGGGGCAAAGGUAGAAAAAAGAUGCCGCGUGUGUUGCGCGGGAUGACGCUCAGCGCAACCCUCCUGCGGGCUGGCCAGCUCUACGGCAACCCGCACCCGCUCCUCUACUCCCUGCCGCCCAACUACGACGCGGCGGAGCCGGAGACGCUCAAGGACGGCUACCUCGUGGGAAGCGACGCCUUCGCAGGCGCGACGCCCAACCCCCGCCCCCCCGCCGCGGCGGCGCCGGCGGCCGGGAAGAAGUCCCCUGCAAAGCAGCGCAAGGAGAACCCGGCGCCGAAGUCUGCGUACUCGGCCCAAACCCCGUCCGGCUCCAAUUUCCAGCGGACGCCGCCAAACCAGCCACAUCCUCCGUUUCCCCAGCACCACGCCCCGCCCAACUACCAAGAAAGCGGAAGAGCGUAUCCGCAGCAGCAGCCGCCGCCCGGCUACAAGCAGCAGCCGCCGCCAAGCUACAAGCAGCAGCCGCCGCCAAGCUACAAGCAGCAGCCGCCGCCCGGCCGCGAAGAGGCACCGUCGGGGUACCAGCAGAUGUCGUCGAAGAGCUACCAGCAGACAACAUCUAGCUCCCAGCCGAGGGGGGCAGGCGGCGGAAACGUCUCAAAAGAUCGGCGAGCGGCCCCGGGGACGGCCGCUCCACCCAGCAAGCCCCACCCAGUCCCCAGAGAGCCGACCGCAAGUUCCCAGGUGCCUCAAAAACUUCUUCCGCCUCUUGGGAAGGCGCCAGUGCAAGGCGGCGGUGGCGCCUCAACAGGGUCGGCGGGGAGGGCCCCCGAUGACGGUGGCAAUGGGAGCCGUCAACCACGCCGUGCUUCCAAGGGGCCUGUGACGACGGCAGGGCCCGCCUAUGAGCAGGUAAAGUACAUCCUCUUGGCGGAGCCUCAGGAUAGCCAGCGGCAACAGCGUGGGGGGACGGAGCAACGCCUGCUCGAUGGCUCGACGGGGCGAGUUUCCCUUUUGGGCGACGCUAACCGGCAGAAAAUGGGUGGCGAGCUGCUGGCAGAGCCGGAUGGCGGCAAGACCCACCGACUCUUUGAUGCGAUGUGGGUGUCGGGCAAGGAGUCCAUGGACGUCAGCGGGACGCGGGAGGUGGGGCGGCCCAGCUACUACGUUUCCUCCGUCCUGGACAUGUCAAAGGACUCGGUGCUAAUGCCGGAGGAGGUGCUGCAGAUGAUGGUGACAAGCGCCUCCUCUUCCGAGGAAGACCUCCCGCCCAUGACGGCUACCAGCAGCGUCUGA
Messenger RNA from Trypanosoma conorhini, 2292 nucleotides. RefSeq lists its product as uncharacterized. The transcript has a single exon. The record is from RefSeq and is a predicted model, not a curated record. Gene Ontology annotation, molecular function: protein binding. Bases 1 to 2292 code for a protein of 763 amino acids. Lineage: Eukaryota; Euglenozoa; Kinetoplastea; Trypanosomatida; Trypanosomatidae.